Molecule: messenger RNA, 3367 nt
Organism: Drosophila takahashii
Lineage: Eukaryota; Metazoa; Arthropoda; Insecta; Diptera; Drosophilidae
Gene: RhoGAP71E
Product: Rho GTPase activating protein at 71E
Biological process (GO): signal transduction
Molecular function (GO): GTPase activator activity
Source: RefSeq, a predicted model, not a curated record
UCGACGCUUAUCCACCUCUAACAGCGAAAAAAGUCGGGCGUCGAAACGCACAAAAUAAUUAAACUCCCCCGAGUAACACAGCCAAAUAGUGCAAACCAACCGAGAGUGAACGCCAAACGCCGCGUUUUCAAUAAAACCAAUCGAAUUGCAAUCACCGAGCGUUUAAUUCAACAAGCAGCGAAGCCAAAAGGCAAAGCAACGCUCCGAGGCGUUGGCCAAAAAGAAGAAAAGCGAAAAAGAAACGAAGAAACGCAGUUGAAAAGAGAGACGCGAAAGAAGAAGAAAUAAAAAAUGCAUACAGCGAUUUUUUAAUCAAAGUAGGCAACGCAGCCAGUGUUUUCGCAGCUAAAAUCUAAAAUCAAGCUGGGACUGAAAAUUAGGGAGUAAAAGCGAUACGAAUAUAUUUGUGAAUUCCUGUAUAGUAGUGGGCAAGCGAACGAACCAGUUAAGUGAACAUGUUUGUGGCCAGCAUAAAACCAUAAAAUCUGCCGAGCACAUUUUCCCCCGCUCGUGAAAAACUCGCAUACGCACACACAUACAUACAUACGCAUACACACAGGCAGGCAGGCAGGAAAAUCGCGUGAAAAACCAUGUCCAGCUGGGCAGAACGCGUCCAUAGGCGUGCCGCGGAUUUGGGCAACGUGGUGACCUCCUGCGGCCACCCCGCCACAGCCCCCGCCUAUCCGUAUCGCCUGGAAAAGGUCAAAUUCGGGGUGCCCCUGGAGGAGGUCUGCAAGCACAACAACAACAUUCCCGGGCCACUGCUUGUCCUGAUCCUCAAGCUGAACAAGGAGUCGCCCAAUCGCCGGGAUGUAUUCCGUGCCCCAGGACACCAGGGCGCCAUGAAGAAGCUCAUCCACUUCCUGCAAGCGGGCCGUUUGGUCAACGUGGACAACUAUUCGGUAUUCACCAUCGCCAGUGUUUUGAAGAAGUUCCUGCGCAAGAUACCCAAUGGAAUAUUCGGGCGCAGCGGCGAAAUGGAGCUAUUCGCCAUCAACGAUCUGCAAAACGAAUACGAGCAAACGGAGAGGCUGCACAGACUCUUCGGUUCGCUGCCGAAAUACACACAGCAUCUAUUAGUUUUACUGUUCGGCACAUUCCGGGUCAUCGCGAGCAAUGCGGCCCACGCCUCCACAGGAAUGACCAGUGAGGCGUUGGGCGUGUCCGUGGCCCCCAGUUUCUUUCAGUCCUGCGUGAGCGAUGGCAAGACCGCUCGCAUGGAGGAUGUGCUCAAGUUCAAGGUCUCUACCAAGAUCAUGCAGAAUAUAAUUGAUAAGUUUGCCACACACGACAUCUUUGGGCGAGACAAUUACGAGUACUACGCCCGCGUCACAGGACGCAUUCUCAAGGUGCAGGACGAGUGGAUAUGCAGCUUUCAAUAUCCACCACCGCCACGUGGCAAGUUGGCUCAACAGAAAUACGCAUUGCAACAUUCUUUGGAGGCGGAGAAGACCUGGCUGCAGUGCCAAUGCGAGCGUUGGGGCUUACUGGCCCAGGAGGAGUCCCGCUCGACGCCCGCCCUGCUGACCAGCUCCAGUUCGGCGCUGGAGAACAGUGUCCUCUCGCUGGGAGUUUCGCCGGAGCACUCGUUCAUCGAGAGCUGUGCCCGUCUCUCGGUUUCGCUGGAGGGACCCGGCAUCUACGCCAUGACUUCCUCCCCGCUGCCGGCGAAGAGAAAUGGGAAUGGCAAUGGCAAUGGCAAUGCCACGGACUACGACUACGAUGACUAUGCCGACGACGAUGAGGAUAACGAUGAGCUGGACGGUGUCCAUGACUUUGGUGCCGAAUUGGAGAUCAGCAGCAUAGCGCCGCCGCAGGGAAGUCGGGGCAUCUAUCGCCACAAGCAGAGAGCCCAGCAGCCGCAUCACUACCAACAGCACCAGCAGCAGGUGCAGCUGCAGCAACAGCGGGACUACGAGGAUGACGACGACGAGGAUGAGGAUGAGAUGACCUUUGUCAAGCGGCGCUAUCGGCAGAACAAAAAGAAGCCGGCGCCGCCGAGUAGCAGUCAUCAUCAGAGGCGACUGCGCACGGGCACCAAGAGCCUCGAUGGCGGAGGAGAAAGGCGUACGGGAUCGGGAUCGGUAUCGGGAGCAGCUGGAGGAUCAGGAGGAGCUGCACCAGCUGCUAAUCCCACGCCCCCUAAGCUCAAGCAGCGAACCUGCAGCCGCUGCAAUCGGGGCAUACGACACAGCAGCUCCUGCAGCUCCAAUUCGGCUGGGGCAACUGGCUCAAACAAUGGAGGAGGAUCGGGAAACGGAAACGGAGGUGGAGCCGAGGGCGGCAUGACCAUGGAGGAGCUGAGGGCCGUCAACCGAUAUGCGGAGAGCACCAAGAGCCUCUCGUAUCUGCCACAGGUCCAUGAACGCCAAACCGCACGCAUGCGCACCCGCUCCGAAUGGUUCCUGGGUCCCCGGGAUGCGGUGGUCACGUUGCAAUUGCCGGCAGACACGUGCAGCAAUUGCUGUUUGGCCGCUGCCGCUGGAUAUUUGGGAGGCGGCAGCACGAGGGACAUGCGGCAGGCGCAAACGGACGGAGAACGGAGCCAGGCGGCGUUGCUCUAUCACUUUUAUCGCAGGCAGCAGCAGCAGCAGCAACAACAGCAGCAGCAACUGGAGCAACGCUUCGAGGACAUGAUGGACACCGAGGAUAGCUAUGGACAGCAGAAGGAGCAACAGCAGCAGGAGCAGCAACAGAUACAUUCCAAGGGUCUACUGAGACCACCGCCCAUGCAACAUCAACAGCAACAGCAGCAACGUCGCCUGCUGCUGGACGUCAAUUCGGUUGGCAACAUCCGUUUGAGUAACAGCGCCGAGUCCAUUCAGUAUGCGGCCCGACGACCGGUCGCCAGUCUUGGCCUUAAUCCCGGCCUUGGAGGCGCCACCAACACCACCCACAAUCCCACCACCCGGCGGCUGCUCAUCAAUGUGCCCCGGCAGUAUCGAUCCUCGCUGCGGCGGAACAAGGAGAAGCAGAUCGGCGGCAAUAGUCAGAGCAACAGUAGCAAUAGCCUGGGCAGUGAUCAGUUGACCGGAAAUCCUGGAUCAGUUGGAGGAUCGGCCGGCGGGAUCGGUGUUCCGGUGCUGAACAAACCCCUGCUGAUGGUGGGUCUACUGCCGGGUGCCGAGCAGCCGCCGUCGGUGAGGAACUCCAUUGCCGAGUGCGGCAUCUCAACACCAGAUGCCAUGGAUGUGGGCGUGGAGUGCAGCACCACGCUGAGCUUCAAGCCGCCGCGGCUGUAACAUGGACAACAGCCCAUUGAAACGAAAACUGAGGACACCCAGGACACAGCGGACUAUGUUAAGAUCUAACCAUUUUUAAAUGAAAAUCAUUUUUAAUACGUAUACUUCCAACACAAAAACACACA